Molecule: messenger RNA, 4526 nt
Organism: Synchiropus splendidus (mandarinfish)
Lineage: Eukaryota; Metazoa; Chordata; Actinopteri; Syngnathiformes; Callionymidae
Gene: slc35a2
Product: solute carrier family 35 member 2
Exons: 6
Coding region: 288-1382 (364 amino acids)
Biological process (GO): pyrimidine nucleotide-sugar transmembrane transport
Cellular component (GO): Golgi membrane
Molecular function (GO): UDP-galactose transmembrane transporter activity
Source: RefSeq, a predicted model, not a curated record
GUUGUGACGCCGUGUGUGUCACGUCGCUGCAGCGGUAGUUGGGAGCAGUGCUAGGGUAGCUGUUACACUCCGAUGGUCCCGGCGGUUCCACCGCAGGCCCCGGCACCCACAGCUCCUUAAGACAUAUACCCAGGCUCGUCCGGGAACGAGGAGCAUUACUGAAGCGGCCUUGGUCCCGAGUACAGCUCGGAAACACGCCUUGCUUCGGGGGUUUGGCUGGGAGGUGCUAGCGGAACAGGUUUGAGGGGUGAAAGUUCGGUUCGUACGUCGGCCAGUGGAAGUCGAGCAUGGCCAAAGAAAACGACUUCCAGCCGCCCGAGGAGAAGGCGACCAGUCCUAGUCAGAGGGACGUGAACAGGAGGCUGAAGUACAUCAGUUUGGCCGUGCUGGUGGUCCAGAAUGCAUCACUCAUUCUUAACAUCCGCUAUGUUCGCACGUUGCCGGGUGACCAUUUCUACGCUACGUCUGCUGUUGUAAUGGCAGAGCUCCUCAAGGUUCUGACGUGCCUUCUCAUCAUCCUGCUGCAGAAGAAAUUCAACGUGAAGGAGAUGGUGCGCUUGCUCCUCGACGCCAUCGUGUUUCAGUACAAGGACACGCUGAAGCUGGCCGUCCCAUCUCUCAUCUACACUCUCCAGAACAACCUGCAGUAUGUCGCCAUCUCAAACCUGCCAGCUGCCACUUUCCAGGUCACCUACCAGUUGAAGAUUCUCACCACUGCUCUGUUCAGUGUGCUGAUGCUGAAAAAGUCUCUGUCCAAAGUUCAGUGGAUUUCACUGCUGCUGCUGUUCGCAGGUGUCGCCAUUGUGCAGGUGCAGCAAGAGGGGAACAAGGAAUCCUCCGUAUCAAGCAGUUUCAAACAGAACUACAUGGUGGGACUGUUUGCCGUGGUGAUCAGCUGCCUGUCCUCUGGCUUUGCCGGCGUUUACUUUGAGAAGAUCCUCAAAGGAAGCUCGGCGUCCGUCUGGGUCCGCAACGUGCAGUUGGGAAUCUUCGGCAUGGCCCUGGGCAUGCUGGCGCUGUGGUGGAACGACGGCGAUGCCAUCGCUGAGCGCGGCUUCCUUUUCGGCUACACCAACAUGGUCUGGUGUGUCAUAUUCAACCAAGCUUUCGGCGGGCUCCUGGUCGCCGUCGUGGUCAAGUACGCCGACAACAUCCUGAAGGGCUUCGCGACUUCCUUCUCCAUCAUCGUCUCGACCGUGCUCUCCAUAUACCUUUUCGGCUUCCACAUUGACCUGCUGUUCACAGCGGGGGCAGGACUUGUCAUCGGCGCCGUCUACAUGUACAGUCUCCCAAGACCGGCGGGCCCCUCCUCCUCCUCGUCUUCCUCUUUGUCAUCAAGGACUGACCGUGGCGGCGAGAUGGAAAAGUUUCUUCCAAAAUGACUGCUUUUUGGGGGUCUCCACCCGCCACCUUCUCUUUGACUGACCAAGGAGACAAGGACGAGGAGGAGCUCUCUUCCUGCGUCUGCUCUUCAUCUCUACCUUGAGAGAUGAGGCAUGAGAAUGAGCGGAAAACCAUUUCACUCUAACGUUGGAUGUGACGCAAAGGAGAUCUGCUUUCUCGGUUCAAUCCGCCCUUGCUCACUCACCAGGAUGAGAAGAUACAGGAGACAACACUUCCUUACUAACCCUUCAGUCUGGUCCUGCUGCCUCACAACUCAGGGAGUGUGCACCCCGCUCCUUCCUCUGACAUCCACAUAACUGACUUCUCCCAAAGCACAACAAGAGGAAGAGGUAGAGGAAGCUCCAGCUACUAGGAUCCCCAUCUCUUGUCUUUUGUGUUACCGCUUCUGCCUUAAGAAUUUGGACCUCACUGACUGAAUAAGGAAAGAAAAAGCCUUCUGCUAAAAUAGAUGAUUAUUUCUGCUGCUGGAAGAGCAGCAUGUCUUUUCACUGUGCAGCUUCCCAGGAAAUGAAGGUGCUAUUUACACUUUUCAUUUUUUGUCUGUCUGCUUUAAAUCAGAAUAUUCAGUUGUUUUCCUGGCCCAGCUCUGAGUAGAAUGUCGCUAAAUCCAUCCAAUAGUAACAGCUUCCAUCAGUCGUACCUGAAAUAAAUAAAUGUUUAAGGUUGCCAUAGUGAGGGCUUUAGAUGUGCCAAAUAACUUUGGCCUGACCUCAUCUUCUCACUUCAGUUUUAAGGGGCAAAUAUAAGCUGCACAGUGAAAACGCCUCAUAGUUUUAGAGUUUUGUCUUGGGUGGCCAGGUUGGUGUGUGUAUCUGCAGACAGGCUGUUGCUGUCUGGUGCCUUUUCUUCUCGCCUGUACAGAAGCCAUAACUGUUCAAUGUAAAGCUGCGUGUCAUCCCCCCCUCAGAAACAAACAAAAAACAAAUACAAAAAAACUCAAGUCCUUCAAAGCUUGACACUAAGUGGUUGUGUUGAAGCGGGGAUGUGCUCCUCGAUUAUUUUGAUAAUUGUUCUCACCAAAUGUGUCCUGCUGCGGGUGUCUUGUGAAAGACGUCCCGUGACGUUGUCCUGAAUGUUGCGGUCUGCAGAGCUGGACAGAAGUCGUGUCGCCUGCCUCUGUCUCGCUGCUUUUCUGUGUUCCCUGCGUUCGACUUUGCGGGAAGUUAUUGUGUUUGUGUCUCCAUCGCUGCUCACCACAAGGUCUUGAUCAGAAGUCUCACUGCAUCAUGCUAAUUCGACAAGGUCAUGUGAUCAUAGUUUGCGUCGGAGCUCUAGAUUUUGAACCUGUGGCUGAUGUCUGUGUUUACUGAUGAGCAAGGAAGCAACAGAGGAGUCGCUCUGACCUGUUCUGUCGUUGAUAGAGUUGUGUUAUUACGUAUUACACAACACUCUUUCUGUCUUCAGCUCAGGUCGCUCUGGCAGCCGGUCACCAUGGAGACAGGAAACGCGCUUCUUCUCCCGUAGCAAAUUAUUGCAUUCAAGUCGGGUCAUCUUUCAACUGUGACUGUUUUUGUGGAAUUAUAAUUGUUUUAUUUAUACAAAUAUGUUGCUGGGAAAUAUAUUGGAAAUGAUCUUUAUAAUAUAUAUCUAUAGUUUUUAUGUGUGUGGGACUGGAUGGGUGAGUUUCUAUAUUAUCGGUGGAACAAAGGUGGCCUGGUUGGGUUCAGACUGCAGGCAGUGUUCGCAGACAUGAUGCUGAUGUUGCCACGAAAUGUGAAGAGAAGGCUUUGGAGUGAUUUGGUUGUAAAGUCCUGGUGAGUUUCAGUGGAGAGGUGACCACAAAAUAAUUGUCACUACAUCAUGGACCAGAAUGAUUGCCUUGAGUCCGAUAUACCAAAAUACACCUUUAUUUAUUUAGAGAGUGGAAAAGUGUAGUUUGUAGUAUGUUUAUUAUUUGCUUUAAUUUUACAGAACAGAAAUCAGACCUUAGCUGGAAGAUGUAGCAGGUGACCCAGAUAAUAACUGUGCAUUUAAAUCUUGCCUGCUUGGCUUUUGUAUUGUCCACUUGCUUACGAUUUUCUGGGGGAAAAAAAAGAAGAAAAAAAUGCAUCUCUGACAGUAGCUUCUGAAAAUGAAGCGUCACCUUUUGUUUACGACAAAAAUCCGGCAGCAGUCGUUUUCCUCGAGGACGACGGCAGAGAUAUCCGGGUUAAACUUCCUCUUCCUGUCUGGAAGAUUUAGUUUUUGUUGGUUUAUCGUUUGUAUCCAAGGAUCGAGCCGUCUCAUUACUGAUCUGUUACUUUGCACUUAAUUUGUAUCGAUGCCUCUGAAUUUGUACAUACUUCUUUUGGUAAAGUUUUAUAAAAACAAGGAUGUGGAUUCAACUACUCUUGUCUUUUGUUUUGAUUUUUAUGAUGGAAAAUUGACCAUUUCUACACAGGUUUCUAAUUUUAAUGCAUUUUUAACAUCUGUGUGACAUAAAAUUCAUAUUAUUCUAAAAGAAAAAUCUGUUCAUACAUUUUGAAUUUGUAUGAACACUAAUAUUUUAUGAGCUGCAUAAUUGCUUUGCAUUGUUAUGCUCUAAAAUGAAAAUGCGUCUGUAGUUAUUUUUUUUUAUUUGAUAAAAUAUCACAUAGCAGCAUAGCUUAAUUGAAAAUUGUCUAGUGUGUUCUCAUUCGGAGUUUUAUUUCUGUUUCACUCAAAGGUCAUUUAUAAUUUUUUUUUUUUCUGUUCAUUCCACUUCAGUUAAGCGUACAUAAGACGGGGUGAUCUGACUCUGCAGUGGUCAGUACCUCAUCAAGUUGUCCUUGGAAGCUAAGGAGGUGAACUGGUGAAUAUCAGAACUUUCCAGUUUUGAUAUUCACAUACUCAAGUGUUGUUGUAAUGAAAGUGGCAGGAGGUCUUUGCUGCCAUCUCUACAACAAACUGAGGAUUCUUUUCUUCAAGGGCCGAGAAGAAAAGACUAGCCGUGGCUACUAACAGAUACAUCUUUUGCCACCAUGUUCACACUCCGACCCUCCUUGGACUUCAUUGUACUGCAGAGCUGCUCUUUAGUGACCGUAGUGAGUGUGUACUUUAACCAUCAGAUUUAGUGGUGAAACCUGGAACCAGUUCCAGUUUUAUCUCUGCAGGAUCUCUAACUUCUGCUGCUCCGUUUCUGCCCCUCUUUCUUCCCUUGUCUG